Rotaria sp. Silwood1 is the source of this 648-nucleotide messenger RNA. The record is from the annotation of a GenBank genome assembly. NCBI's taxonomy places the organism in Eukaryota, Metazoa, Rotifera, Eurotatoria, Philodinida, Philodinidae.
AUGGAUGAUGAAAAUAUUAUUCAAUUGAAAUUAAUAUUACCUAUAUUAAUAGAAUUAAAUAUAUUUUAUUUAAUUUCUUCUCAAUGUGAUGAAGAUAAAAUAAUAUCUCAUCUUCCAAUAUCGAAUUUAAAAAUAUUAUCUAUAUUAACAUAUUUAAUAAUAUCUUUAAUACCAUAUUUAAAUAUUUUUAAAUUUAAAUUUAAUUGUAAUCGUAUAUAUCGAAAUGAAACAUUUCUAAAUAGAUAUCUUCAAUUUCAAAUACCUUAUCUAUCAAAUACAUUUAAAUUAGAAUUCUAUACUAAGAGACUUUCGAAUAAGUUAAUAAAUACUAUUAAUACAUUUGAUAAAGUAAUCAAUCUAACAUUGAAUGAUAAGCAAAUAAAAAAAAAACAAUCUUUUUAUCGUUUUCCAAAUGCUUGUUCAUUAACAUUAACUACAUUAGAAGAAGGAAUUAAUAUUUCAAUGUGUUCAAAAAUAAUAUUAACAGGAGAAUUAUUAGACACAUUAAAAAAAUCAUCACAGUUAUCAUCAAUAAAAAUUAAUUCAAAUGAUUUAAUAUUAAUAUUUAAUCAUAAUCAAUUAUGUUCAUAUUUAAAUAAAAUGAUUAAACAAAAUAAAUAUAUACAAAUAUGCUCAAUGUUCAUUUAA